Messenger RNA from Rhinolophus ferrumequinum (greater horseshoe bat), 4287 nucleotides. RefSeq names its product FYN binding protein 2 (gene FYB2). The record is from RefSeq and is a predicted model, not a curated record. The transcript is spliced from 20 exons. Gene Ontology annotation, molecular function: protein binding. Gene Ontology annotation, cellular component: plasma membrane. Lineage: Eukaryota; Metazoa; Chordata; Mammalia; Chiroptera; Rhinolophidae. Gene Ontology annotation, biological process: integrin-mediated signaling pathway; protein localization to plasma membrane; T cell receptor signaling pathway. Bases 1 to 2253 code for a protein of 750 amino acids.
AUGGUGGUUAUGGUGGUGGAGAUGAUAAUGACGGUGAUAAUUGGAACUCCAGAUCUUAAAGAUGGCUUCCAUUGCUAUUGUUGGAGAAAGAAGGAAAGAUUAAGAAACUUCAAGGAACUCCAAGCUAAAUUUCAAAAGCUUGAUGAGCCAUCUCUUCCAGAACCUACUAAAUUCCUAGCAGGUGUUUCUCAAAAGGGUGACAUUGGAAGCACACAGUCAGCAAGGAUUUUGGCCAAUGGGAAACCCCUCUCAUCCAACCACAAUCAGCCCUCACCAUAUUGUCCCAGUGGUGAAUUCCAGCCUCUUAAACUCCAGAAAAUGAAGUUGACCCAGAGGAGCGAGACUCAGGAAUGUUCUAAUUCCCCAGGACCUCCUGGAAGGUCUAUUGGUUCUGCAGUAAAUACACAAAAGGCUUCUUUGCUUUUAGACAUGAAUCAGUCAAAUGCUGAGAUGACCGAUAAGAAGAAAGUAGUGAGGACCAGUAGCUUCAGAGACAAGCUCCGGAACUGGGAGAAGGUUUCAUCUCAGACGAGUGAAAUGUCACCAGCCUUUCUCCUUCCCAAUUGUGGAAGUAGGGCCUUCCAUCUGGAAGAACAGAAAAGCCUGGGGCUUACCCUAAAGGAGCCCAGGCAAAAGCUGGACAUAAAAGGAGCCCAGACUCUUCCUUCCCAGGGGCACUUGAUGGUUCAAAGAAAAUCACAUGCUGCCUCUGAAGAUCCCACUUUUUUACUUUCUCAACAUGGAGCGAAGAGCCUAGAACACACUAGUCCCAAGAGGAGCCCAACAGCAAGGACCUGCCAGCCUAUCUACGAGAGUGAGCUCAUCAGCCACACCCCAGAAAAUCAGCCAGAUGUCAAGCAUCACCAACUUCCCAAAAUGAAGCCACUGCCUUCCAUGGAGUCCCUGGGUCCUCCUCCCACAAAGCCGCCAAGACCCCCAGCUGUGAACCUCCAAGUCCUCCAGGGGCAGACAGCUGUUUCGAAGGCCUACAGGGAAGCAGCUGUGGAAGAAGGUUACCUGCCUCCAGAGAGUGCUGACUUGGAAGAACCACAUAAUUAUGAGGCAACAAUCUCAUAUCUGAGAAACUCUGGCAACUCCAUUAACCUGUGCACCUCAAAAGAAAUUGCUGAUUCAACUUAUGAAGUUGGAAUUGAAGAACUCCAAAAGCCUUGGAAGAGUUUUCUCCAUCAAGAACUUAGCCCUAAAUAUGAAGAUAAAACAACGAAGGAACAAGAGCCAUGUGAACGGAAACCUCGAAAAACAGAAAAGGAUCUACAUUCAAACCAUCUUUCCAAGGUAGGUGCCCAUGAAAGGACACCUGGAAAAAUCCAGAUGAUGACAGCCCACGGAGGUAGGGGGGGCAUGCUGGCCAGGGAGCCGGGCGCUGUGAUUGACACCAGCCAGACAAAGGCCGGCCCUAAGGACCCGAAGCUGGCCAGGCACUUCCAACGUCAAUGUGGGUAUGUGGAGGCCUUGGCGAUGACUGCAGAAAUGCCAGGCCCAGGGGCCUUUAAGCCAAGUUAUAGCUCCGAGGAGACGUAUGAUGAUGUUGAGUACCCCAGGAGAGAGGGACCAAAGUCAGACUUCUCUAACUCAUUUGCCUCAGAUAAUGAAGAAAAUAGUGAAGAAAUGUACGAAGAUGUCUACAGAACGAAGAGCAACUGCCCAAAAAAAGAUUUAGAAGGAAAAGAAGCAUUUAAAAGACUGCAGAGAUUCUUCAAGAAAGAAAAGGACAGAUUUCAGAUGAAGAAAACGAAGUCGAAAGAAAACCUAAGUGCAUUUUCCAUUUCGCUGCCUGAUUUAGAAUUUAGGUCUCAGGAAGUUAUUAUCCAUGAUGAUGUGAACAUAAAUGAAAAAGAAUCACAAGAUGAAGAUAAAGUAAAACCUUGGAAGCCCAAGUUUUUAAUACCAAAGGGAAAACAAGAGAAAAAAGGUGAAGAAUCAGAAAGUUUAUCUCCUAGAAAUUUCUUCAGAAACAAGAAGCAAAACUUGGAAAAGAAGAGAAUGGAAAGAGAAAAACUUUUUAGAGAAAGAUUUGAGUAUGACAAAGAGAUUACUGUCAUCAACACAGCAGUGGCAUGUUCCAGUAACUCAAGAAAUGGAAUAUUCGAUUUGCCAAUAACUCCUGGAGAAGAACUGGACGUCAUUGAUAUCACUGAAGAAAAUCUGUUGAUAUGUCGCAAUUCUAAAGGCGAAUAUGGAUAUGUGCUAAUUGAUCAUCUAAAUUUCAAGCAUCAAGGUUGGUCGCCUUAGGAAGAUCAACAGCAAAUGUGUGAAUGCACGAGUGAGUUCUAAGAUCUCACUCCUACCUCCUGUCAGUUUCAGUUUACAUGUCAAAAUGAGAUAGUGGAAUCUGUGGAAACUUGCAUUAGGAACUUAGGAGAGAAAACAAAAACAAAUCCUCCACAUUUAGAUGGUUUUACUCUUAAACAGUUAUCUUUCAAUGUCUAUUUCAGUAUCUAUGUCACUGCUGGCUCAAGAGAAUGUGAAACUGUGUUAGCAUUUGAACACUUGUUUAAUGAGCCAUAUCCAAAGUUAGACAUCAUGCCUUAUGGCACUCAGUUAGUUGUACAGAUGGUUAGUUUGCUUCUAAUAUUAGUAUACAAGGGUGUAUAAUUUCUAAAAGAUGUACAUUUAAAUUGGGUGUAAUUUAAUUCUGAGAAAUAAUUAGUGUAACCCAGGUCUUUUAAAUACCCAAAUUUAAAGUAUAAUCUUAAAAUAUGAAAUAAUUACAGCUCAGUUUUUUAAAAAAUCAAGGUAUAAGUGUUCUGCUUUAUCACAAAAUCAAAAUCAGACUGAAAAUCAGCAGAUUUUAUUCUGCUGAUAAUUGGUUUCUUUUGGGAAUAGUAUGCUGAAAAGUAAUGUAUUCCUAAAUUCACCCAACAUCAUUUUAAGAAGUGCCUUCGUACAUUUAACAAAAUUUAAAUAAUGUAUACACUGUAUCAGUUUAAAAUGUCCAAAACGAGGAAAAUAGUUAUUAUUUUGUCUCUGCCUGAACACCUAUUCAGAUAAUAGAAUUCACAUGUAUUUCUACUUCUAUGAAAGUAAAGAAAAAUUUAAAAAGCUGAACUGUUAACAACAUUCUAUGUUUUAAGUGCUGUACACUGCCUGUUAAGCAGGGUGAGUCUGGCCUUCAAGGGCAUGAUGGGAUUUAUUCCAUGGUCUCAUCCCUUAUACUGUAACCUUCCAUGUUCUGUUAUCUUCAUUUUCAUGUUCCAAAUGGCACUUGCCAAUAAAGGCGAAGCUUAUUCUAGAAGAAUCAAAAAUAUUCAUAGAGUUUAGAGAGGGAAAUACGUAGAUAUGAAUGAAAUGCCUAGAAGACUCAGGUUUUACAGAUAAGGGAACACUGACAUAUAUUUGCUAGCCAAGACACAGAGAUGUGGAAUACAUGCCGUGUCUGGUGGGAAAUGUCAAGAGCUGGAAUGGGGUAAUCUGGGGCUAGAAUGUGAGAGUUCACUUGGCCAUUUUCCUCUAGAGAGUGGGAACCAUUCAAAGGUCUUCAUUAGGAAGGCAAUAUCAGAUGGUUAGAGAGAAAAAAGAACAAUCACAGCAAUAUGAGUGAUAGGUUAGAGAGAGGAGAGACCACUUGUUUUUGCAAUAUUCUAGGCAAAAGAACAUUAGCCCUUAAUUUAAGACAGCAGCAAUAAAAAUACACAGUACAGGAGCCCCACUGGAGAUACUACAAAGAUAAGGAAACAAUGUCUUGGUGACUGAUUAGAGGUGAGAGAGAAUUAGGGCAUGACUCUGAGAUUUCUUUUUUGGGGAGAUUAAGGAUGGUACCAAAAUUGGGAAUAUAUUUCUGCUUGGAUCCCCCUAAAUUAAAUGUAGCUGCUCAGUGAGAGGCAGGGCAGUCAGGUAACUGCCGUCCUCUCCUACACUCUCAAGACAGACCUGUCACAGUGGGCCUUACUGUAGAAGAUGAGGAUAAAUAUGGCCUAGGGGCAAGGAGGUAAGUGAGGGAGAGUGUAGGGCUAUUUUUGAGCAAAGACCUUCCAUGCAAUAACCCGGUACAAAAGAGAAUCAGAAACCACACAUUACUCUUGCGACCUCACCAAAACCUGAAGUAUUUUUAAUCCUAUAGUGGCAGUGGGACUAAAUUUGAACUUAGAGAUAGAUUUGUCCCAUACACUUUGUAUCUCAUGACAUGGGCUCUUGUUCUAAUUCCAUGACUCAGCUCUGAGACUCAAUUUCCUCAUCAGUAAAACAGGGCCUCAUCUUGUCUACGUCACGGGGUUGUUGUUGGGCUGUAAUGUAAUAAUAUAAAUAAAGGUGUCCUAAAAUCCUUAA